AUUGGGAAUGUCCAUCCAUCAAUCAUCGCCAGCUCAGAGCUCCAUUAUUCUACCAUCCAUCUUCUCUUCUUACAAUAACUGAAUAAACUUCUCAUCACGCCCUUCAGUCUAUCUUCACAUUCUCAACACCUGUCAAGAUGGGUGGCGAUCUCAAUUUGAAGAAAUCAUGGCACCCCUCUCUUCUCCGCAACCAGGAGCGCGUCUGGGCGGAAGAGAAGCGCGCCCUCGAAGAACGGAAACGCAUCGACCAGCUGCGGCGCGAACGGGACGAAGAACGUCAGAUCCAGGAACUCCAGCGGCUGCAGGAAGACUCGGGCAAGCCGCGCCAGAUCCAGCGCGUGGACUGGAUGUAUCAGGAGCCGUCGAGCGCGACCGGUCACUACUCGGAGGAGAUGGAAGGGUAUCUGCUAGGGAAGCGGCGAUUCGACCAGAUUCUGCUGAAGAAUGACGAGAGUCAGGCGCUGAAGAAGGGGGCCGGGGGGAUGGGUGGUGCGGUGACUGGUGGGGCAGAGGCUGGCGCUGGUGCUGGUGCUGGUAGCGCCGGAACGAACGCAAGAGAUACUAUGACUAAGGUGCUGGCGGAUCCGUUGUUGGAGAUUCGGAGAAGGGAGCAGGCGGCGCUGGAGACGGCGGUUAAGGAGGGUGUUAGGAGGGUGUCAUCUUCUGCUGUUGCUGUUGGUUCUGGGGCGGGGUCGCAUAGGGAGAGGCGGCAUCGGCGCGAUAGUAGGGAGAGGGAGAGAGAUCAUAGGAGCAGUAGGAGGAGCAGAAGGUAUAGUGGUGAGGACGAUGGGAGGUCGUCGUCGCAUCGGCACAGGGAGAGGGAGAGGGAGAGGGAGAGGUCGCCUAGAGAGCGGAGUGGUCACCACCGGCGAGAUGACAGGGAUCGCAGAGAUCGUGACUACGACAGAAGGGACCCGGAUCGCCGGGAUAGGGACCGCGGCGACGGAGACGGCGAAAGGGAGUACUCGAGCAGGCACCGCCAGCGAGAGGAUCGUUACGACCGUCCUUCCCGCCGCGAUGGCCCCCACAAUCGAUCCCCCUCACCGCGAACUGAUCGCUACCGCUCAGACCGACGUCGAUUUGACGACAGAGGAGAUGGCGCUCGCCAAGACGUACCUGACAGAGAUAGACGAGAGAGAUCCGAUCGCUUCGUUGACAGAAGAGACCACAGAGCCUCAAGAGACUCGUACAAUCGUGACGGAAACCCACGGCGCGAUGAGGACUCGCGGCAGAAAUCCAAGGACUUGGAGCAAGAACGUCAGCGCAAAUUGGCAGAGAUGCUGUCGAACGCCGACGAGAUGGAAGAGUCCCGUCGCCAGCGCAUUGCGGAAGUCACAGCCUCGGAACAGAAGCAACUCGAUGAGGACGAGAAGCAUCGCUCUGAAAAGGGUCGUUUUGUUUCUGGUCUGCAUCGGAAACUCCAGGAGGAUAAUCUUGACGAUCGUCUCAAGCGUAGUCGUGGCGGACUUGCUCGAUUGGACGAUGAAUGAUUCGUUAUUCAGUACAGCGUUCUAUUACCAGACGUCACAUCUAUGCUUCCCGACGUAUGUCGUGCAUUAAAAUCAUUUGUGAUUACCAUGACAUCCUGUGAAUAAUAUUCAUACACCCGGUCCUGUUCGAGAGUUAGCUAGACUUAGUAGGCAGGUUGAAGAAUCAAACGUGC
Aspergillus saccharolyticus JOP 1030-1 is the source of this 1663-nucleotide messenger RNA. It is a transcript of the gene cwc25, whose product is annotated as U2-type spliceosomal complex subunit CWC25. The transcript is spliced from 2 exons. Gene Ontology annotation, cellular component: U2-type spliceosomal complex. Bases 138 to 1490 code for a protein of 450 amino acids. Gene Ontology annotation, biological process: mRNA splicing, via spliceosome. The record is from RefSeq and is a predicted model, not a curated record. NCBI's taxonomy places the organism in Eukaryota, Fungi, Ascomycota, Eurotiomycetes, Eurotiales, Aspergillaceae.